Messenger RNA from Boeremia exigua, 4639 nucleotides. RefSeq names its product Non-repetitive/WGA-negative nucleoporin C-terminal-domain-containing protein. Gene Ontology annotation, biological process: transcription-dependent tethering of RNA polymerase II gene DNA at nuclear periphery; protein import into nucleus; poly(A)+ mRNA export from nucleus. Gene Ontology annotation, cellular component: nuclear pore outer ring. Bases 227 to 4291 code for a protein of 1354 amino acids. Lineage: Eukaryota; Fungi; Ascomycota; Dothideomycetes; Pleosporales; Didymellaceae. The record is from RefSeq and is a predicted model, not a curated record. Gene Ontology annotation, molecular function: protein binding; structural constituent of nuclear pore. The transcript has 3 exons.
CUCCACUACUAUGAGUAACUCCGGCUACACCGCAAACACAUGGCUGUGAUUGGCUGUACGGUGAAGCUGCGUGCGCCAAGACGCGCGCGCGCGCCCAAGAUCCCUGCCUGUGAGCUCGAAAACAUGAGAUACACAUGAGCUGUCAACCACCUCACCAUCGCGGAGCCACCACCAUCGUCGGCGCGCCCUUCGCGUCAAAAGCACCCGAGUAUCUCCACGAUCCAUCAUGUUCUCACCAGAAGCCUCGCUGCAAAGCGCGCGCAGCUCGUUGCGCGGGAAUCGUCGAAGACAGCGCGACUCCAACGGACAUGACCAGCCUCGACGAAAGCGCAGUAAAAUUGCGGAAGACGGCGCAUCACAGAUCACCGCCGGAUCGGAACUGAAAACAAAUGGCAGCGUCAAUGCGAACGGCUACGCUGGCCAUGAUAGCGUUGAGAACAGCGUCGUCCUCGUAGAGAUGCCAGUCCGUGAAAAGAAAGCACCGCCAAAGAGGACCCUGAAAGAAGACAGUGUGCAGUACUUGACGCAAAACGACAAUUACAGUAUCAGGAAGCUACCCAGUUUCCCGUCCGCUUUGACGCGUAUGCCCUAUACAGCUUCUGCGAUCUCGUCCGCCGGACUCGCGUUAGCAUUCACGACCGAUCGCGCCCUCGUUUGGGACUACAGCAGCGCAACGGGCCCUACAAAAGUCGUGACCCUUCCGUUGCCCUUUGACUUGAAGCCCUCCGAUCAGCUCCCGCUUGGCGCAAUUGUUCGGAACGGUCCUACAAACGACUACGGUGUUGUCGCAGUUGCGCCAUCAACCGGCAGGAUCACCUUCUGGGAAAAUAUCGACAAUGCCGAGGCCAGGAGCUUGUAUCCACAGCGGCACCAGGGGGUGGACGGUACCGUGAAGCUAUAUUCUGGAGAGACUAUCACCCAUCUGGUUGAUAUUGAACACGCAGGGUUCAUCUUAAAUUUCAGCAGCGGCAGACUCGCGCAAUUGACUCUGCGCGAUUCGCAAGGGCGACCGAACGUCAGCACCACUGUUCUGAACGGGCCCAAUGGCUCGAGUAGCAGCCUUUUCAGUCUACGAGGAUUACUGGGAGGCGCUAUUCGAAAGACUGUUUCAUCUGUCAAGGCGCGUCCAUCCGAUACGAAAGGUCAAAUGGAGGUGAUCACUACAACCAAGAACGGAGUUUUCCAGUUAUGGGACUUGAGCUGGUCAGGGCAACAGAUCUUCAAACAUGAAGUCGACGUCCACGAUGAGAUGCUCUCAGCAGUACAGGCUGGGUCUCCGCCCGAACUGCGCGCUCAAACCGACAUACAGGUCUUAGACUUUGCAAUCACAGAACAAACACGGACGCCUGGAUUGGUCAAGUGCCUGGCACUCGUGGCUUUAUUCGGACGCCAUACACUCGAUUACUCAUUGCUAGAAGUGGAUUUGGAGGCUUCAGGAGGCACGAUUAGCAGGUCCAUUCCGAUCAAGACCUUUCAUCAGGAGCACAUGCCUACUGAGCCAGCAGGGACACUCUUGGUUCCCCAGCCCGGUCACACGGCAUUUAUACAGUUCCCUGGAGCUGUUGUGAUCGCAUCCCUUGCUCAACCAGAGGAAAGUCCUGAGACACAACUCCUUGCGGAUUCCGGCAAACCUAACUUGCCUUUCCAAGACGUCGUGUAUUUUCGAGAAGAGCUGAAUGUUGUAGUCUGUGGACUUUCUACGGCAGCAACCACCCGAAAAGAAAGGAAGGCCACUGCCUUGAUCUUCGUCCAAGGUGCAGGCAUCCUACAGUUUACCGCGCAACCGCCAAUCACAGACGAUACCAAUGUGGAGAGACUCAAGGUCACAGCUCGAAGCAAGUUGGAGCAAGUCACUUUCUUCAGUUCUAAACCAGGCAACGUACUUGACUUUUCCGUCAAAUCGCGAUUCAGUUUCUCCGAAGAAGAGACCGCACAAGCAGCGCUUCAGGUCAGCUUGGGCAUCAUCAGUUCCUCUUACAAUCAUCUGGACAAGGUGACCUCUUCCAUGGACGAACAGUUCAAGACACGUGCUGCUGCUCUGCGGACUUUAAUAUCGAGUUUACGAUCCGAUUACCCUGAACUGCCUUUCUUGACAAAGUGGCGGCUGUUAUGGCACGCUGAGAAGCUUGCCGCUGCACACAAACUAUGGAAUUGGUACGAAGCGAAAUUACAGGACCAACAAGCUCACCCAGAUGCAUAUCCAGAGAAGGUUUUGAUGAGUGACAUCAUCAAGGCGAUGCACGAGCGUUAUAAGACACCCAUCAACCCUGAUCUUGGCGAAACUGAUCCGGUGCGACAAUACUUUCUUCGAGACAUCGACACCAUCGGCGUCCUCGUUCCCUGGGGCUGGAAUUACUUACGCACUUUUUACAUGAAAGAAGGCGGAAAGGAACAGCCAGCUGUUAUGCAGCGGCUCAGCGAAGGCUCGGAUGUCAUGCUGGUAACUUUGGAAACAGCGUUCAAAUUUCGACAAGCGGCCCUUGAAUCAUACGGCCUUGAUUCCAGCUCUCUUGAAGAUGGCAUUCUGAAACCAGGCCAGGGCUAUGAUGAGCUGCCAGUAUUCUGGACCUCUUCGCACAAUAUUGUCAGCUCUGUACGCAGUCUUGUCGAUGUUGGGCGUAAUCUAGCUGUUGAGAACUAUGAAGAGGGCCUUCAGGAAACGCUGUCACAGAAGAUCGCCAAAGACAACCCUCGCAUGGUCCGUAUUGGUUGCCAGACUCAUAUCGAACGAUUCCAGUGGUCUCUCGAACAGGCCGAUGAGAAGUCACGGGACAACGGACGUGUUCUCCGAGAUGAGUGGAAUAACAAGGUCCGACCGGAGCACAUUUGUGGUCUCAUGGAGCUUGGCCUGGCGACCGAGGGCAUGAAUCUGGCCGAGCACUACAAGGACAUGCCGACCCUCGUAAACCUGGUUUGGGACGAAACCAUCUGGCUCGAGAAAGAGAAGGCUGCAACUCGAAGCAAGAUGGAGAUUGCUGAGAGUACAGUCAAGCUGAAGAAGAUCAAAGAACGCAUCGUCCGUUACUUCGACACGUACGGAGAUGACUGGGCUGAAGCAUUCUAUCUGAAGCACAUCAAGGAGGGUAAGGCAGCUCAGAUGUUCGAACCCGAGCAUUUGAACCAGGCGGCAUUGAGCAAGUUUUUGCGAUCUGACCCGUCCCGCGCUAGGCUUAGGUGGAUCAAUGAGGUCUCUGGCGAAAAGGACUUUGAAGCUGCCGCCGAAGCACUUUUCGAGACCGCCAGCAAACAAGAGACGAAUGUGUGGUGCAACAAAGUCGAGUUGUCCAUGUGCAAGCUGUCAAUGCUCUGUCAAAAGGAAGACAAACCCGGCCAGACACAUGUCAGCAAUCCUCAUGAGCCAUCCAAGGCGGAGAAGAUUCGCGAAAAGAACUACAAGAUUGUGCAAGAUCAAUGGGAGUACGUCACUAUCCAGGGGCUCCUCUACGAUCACCUGUCAGCAACCUUUGAAAGAGCGCUUGAUGACACGGUUGCUGUGGAUCUUUUGAUGGAGGAGUAUGCGAAGGGUCCAAUCGAGGCGCGACCGGCGCAUAUGACGUUGCUUCGGGAAGGGUUGGAGAAUCUUAUACACCACAAGGUUCUCGAUCCCGCGUUGACGAUCGACAUCCUCACCCUCAUGAACGAUACCAGCGAAGAGGAACCUACCUCGGUGAUACAAUCUAAUGAGUUCACGUUUGCCUUGAGGGUUCUUGCAGCCAACUGGCACAGUAUCCACCGCACGACACGAGAUGGGCUCCUGAAGCUUAUUUGGAAGCGCUUAUGUAACAAGGACAACUGGGCCGAGAUCAACAAUACCAAGGACAUCUCCGAUGCGACACUGGAAGAGUUCUUGAGCACUACUCACGUUGGCCGGACCUUUAGAGGUCUCACGAGACUGAUUGACCUUGACGAGCAUAACCGUGUAGUGUGGCCCAAGCAACUGACGGCCUUGGUCGGGGCAGGUGGCACUCACGGAGAGCUUUGUGUGCGUUUCCCGUUCGAAGAUCUUCGUGAGCCGAUCAUCAAGGACAACUUACUUGAUGAUGAGAUUUUGCAAGAGAACCUCGACAAGAAUCGCCUUGAUCCAUGGUUCAAAGCAGCGUGUAGAGCAGGCAAGCUUGCCUGUGCGAAGGAGAAGGAGGAUAUGCGACAAGGGUCCGCCGCUAAAGCAGGGCGCGUCGAUGAGGAGGCGCUUGAUGAAGCGUUUCAUGAGGACGAACCUUCGAUACUUGAUGGUGGUGAUAUUGUGAAUGGGGCUGACCAGGAUCAAGAUCAGGAGAUGCAAGGGUCGUAAGAAGCGGACGGCUAUCAAGGCCGCGGAGGCGAAGGUUCAUGUUUCAAAUAGGCGGACAGCAUGGGAAAAGCAUUGGGCAAGGCGUUUCGAAAAGAACACAGCAAUGGCGCUUCUUUCAUCUAGCGAUCGGCGGCGGGCGUACUGUUCAUAGAGCAUGCUACAUUCAAGCUGCUAACGGCAACGGAGGUCUGCAUGGCGGACAAGUGCAAACUCUGGCAAGAAAUAGAUAUGUUUCAGACUCCAGUAUCUUCCACUGUCCUUGAACGACGAUCUCCGGAGCUGGAGCGCUCCUGAUUAUACUUUGUAGACGAUAGAUUGUGUCAAUAAUUGAGGCGACGUCAUUCGGUA